AUGCGGAAUCGGACUCCUGGCGCGGAGGCCAUCGCCGCGGUGCCGCCCAGGCCGAUCAGGGGGGUGGAGGACGGGAUUGGCUACGAGGAUGCCUGCAUGUUGGCGAUCGAUCUCCUGAGCGGCGCCUGUGAUGUGUUGUUGGACCGCGAUGGGGGUUUGUUAACUCCCCAUUCCCCCGGCGAGGACGAGGCCAACCGCCGGCUGGGGCUUCUUCAACACGCCUUUACCUGCUCUCCCCCCGACGGCGACGUCGGCUCGCAAUGCCUUCGGAUCCUCCAAAAAUCCCUCGGGGAGCGGGUCGGCCCGGGCGCCUUUGACCGCCACGCGGGAACGCACCUUCACCGGGCCGCCGACCACACGGGGGAUCUACGGCGGGCGUGUUUUGCGCUUUUGUACGAUUGUAUCUACAUUUAUUCCCCCAUUUCCCCGACCCUCGCGGCGACGUUGUUGGAGUGGACGUUGCGCGAGUUAAUCGACGCCGUCCGGGGGGAUUUCCUCGCCGACGCUGCCGCCGGGAACGCGCUUUUAUGCCUGUCCGAGGUUCUUUACGUGUCGGAUAUGGAAGGGGAGGUCGACUUCCCGCCGCGAGUUCUCGCGGGGUGUGUGGAGCUUCGGAGAUUUCUCUUCACCGCGAACCGCCCUAGCGCCCCUGGGGAGUAUUCCUUGCGGCUCAACAUGCUCAAUGCGUUGGCCCUGUUGACCAGUUUUCAAUUUUCCUUUGGGGAUUCUCCCGAUUCGUCCGUUUACUUUGAGGAAAGUGGGGCCACCAUCGGGGCAGUCGCCGCGGGGUUGGGGGAUUUUCUCCCAACAUCGCCCGCGGCGUCGGGAAAAGGAUUUGAGUGCGUGGCGGUGUUGUGGGGGCUCGGUAGGAUUAUUCGAAAUUAUUUAGUAAAUUGUGGGAUAGAUGGGGGAUCGACCUCGUCCUUGGUGUGCUCGGUGUUGGCCUCGACAGAUGGGGCGGGGAUUGCGUUGGAUGGCAUUAUAACGGGCUGCGUUGCCACUGCGCGAUUUGCGCAAUUGAUUGGUUGUGAGCCCCCUUUAUCCACCCCGCUCGAGUCGCUUUUUGCGCAGUGGCGACCGAUUACGAUCUGGGUGAUACAAGCCUUUCCGGAAAAGGUGGGCUCAAGGGGCGGAUCGGUCGCGAUGUUGGAAUCAUUUUUACUUAGAAUCCAAGGCGAACCAAACUAA
Molecule: messenger RNA, 1188 nt
Organism: Phytomonas sp. Hart1
Lineage: Eukaryota; Euglenozoa; Kinetoplastea; Trypanosomatida; Trypanosomatidae
Source: the annotation of a GenBank genome assembly